This is a messenger RNA of Carica papaya (papaya), 1808 nucleotides long. RefSeq names its product RING-H2 finger protein ATL32-like. NCBI's taxonomy places the organism in Eukaryota, Viridiplantae, Streptophyta, Magnoliopsida, Brassicales, Caricaceae. The record is from RefSeq and is a predicted model, not a curated record.
CACGUGGUCAAACAAUUGGCGGUUUUGGAGCCGCCACCACUUGCAAAUUCCCUUCUCCUCCCGCCCACGGCAAUUAACUGCCGUCUCUCUCUCCCCCUCUUUCCUUUUUUAUAUUCUCUGCAACUUUACCAGAAAAAGAUAUGCGCGGACCACCAUUAAGAAUCUUGUAAUUCUCUCUCGUAGAUCAACAGCAGUAAAACUGCAGACCUGGCUGCCGUUUUUAAUCAUCAGUCCCGAGACUUCAAUCCUCUCUCUUUCUCUCUCUCUCUCUCUCUCUUCUCCUCCCUCCUUCGUUAUAUUCUCUGCAACUUAAGGAGACCACACGUGCAGAGCUCCAUCAACAAGAUUAUAUUUAUCUUUUAUCUGUAUCUAUUAGAUAAACAACAGUAAAACCUCAGACCCAGCUACAAUCUCGAAUCAUUUGUCACUAAAUUUCCUUUUCCCGGCUGAUGAUGUCCGGAGUCGAUUCCAGCCGCCAAACCAUCGCCCAGGCAAUCGGAUGGCUACACGUGGCACUGAUACUCUACCGAGCCAAUGCGCAGACCCAUACUCCAGAAAACUCAUACGGCCUCUACAACACCUUCGAUCCCGCCAUGGCAAUAGUUGUCGUCAUCCUCGUCGGCGCAUUUUUUGCCAUCGGAUUGGUAUCCUUCUAUCUCCGACAGUGCGCAGAAGUGGCUGCUUCCGCCGGAUCCGGAAAUAUCUCUCUUGAUGUCUCCCGGUCCCGACGACGUGGGUUGAAUCGCGACGUGGUCGAGACCUUCCCGGUCUUCCUGUACUCCUCCGUGAAAGAGCUCAGGGUGGGUAAAGGGUCUCUCGAGUGUGCGGUUUGCUUGAGUGAGUUCGAUGAUGAUGAAACGUUGCGUUUGUUGCCCAAGUGCAGCCACGUCUUCCACCUGGGUUGCAUCGACGCUUGGCUGGCUUCUCACACUACGUGCCCUGUUUGUCGAGCUGAGUUAAAGCCCGAGUCUGGAAAAGUUUGUAAAGACGCUGCACAGUAUCCUUCUGUUGAGUCCGAUGCCGAGUCAAGUCAUGUUGAAGCUCGAGCUGUCAAUGAAUCGGAAAAUCACGUCGCCAUUAAUGUUAACCAAGACGAAACCAGUGAAUUACCGGCAGGGGAAAUAAAGCCCACCGUGAAGCAGAACCUACCAGUAAUGCCAGGAAUGUCGUGGAAGUUUCCGCGGUCGCACUCGACUGGCCACUCCCUUGGCCAACUCGGGGAGAGCACGGAGAUAUACACGCUGAGAUUGUCCGAUGAAGCAAUGAAGUUGGUGGUGGCAAAGGUGAAACUGAAAAGGACCAUGAGCUACGACGUCGUUUUGGCAGCCGAGGGAAGUUCAACGAAAGGUAAUUGUAGAACCGGUAGUGAGUACCCACACCGCUGGGUGUUUUCCAUGACUCCGCCGUUUGUUUCGAAGUCAGUCAACGUCAAGUUUCCGAAAACCUUCGUGGCAGGCGAUGCAGAAUAUAGCACGUCAUCGAACGUAAGGACGGCGUUGACGUCCGUUAACGUGCCGUUAAACUGUCUUAAUUUGAAGGUUGAACAGGGCGAGUCAAGCUCCGGUAGACUUCCCGUUUGAUACCCAUAGGCAUAGCUGUAAACUCCUGUUUGCAACGGGGUUGAUUAGGAAUUUAGGAAUUAUUUUGGCCCAUUUUAUUAUUUUUAGUAAUUAAAUAAAUUUUAAAAUAAAAUAUUUAUAUUUUGAUAUUCUUUAAAUUUUUAUGAGUGAGAUGAAAACACGGGUUGACUUUGUAAUUUCAUUUUGAACUCGUGCAAGAGUUGACAUUGUAAAAAUAGUACAUGUUGG